UGAGUCCAGACGGGUGGAAGGUUAAGUUAAGAGUUGCGUUCGCAAGUUGAUUUAAUUAAAUUCGUUCAUCAGUUAUAUCCGAGAUACAUUAAUUACGUUUGCUAUAGAAACGCCCUCAGUAACAGAGCCCGAAUAACGAGCUAGCUGCAUAAUGGUGUCGCAUUUCUGAGCUAAACAGUUUUCUACCAAAGCUUCAACGAAGGGUGCUGCAGAAAACGCAACGUUAAGCAUAAUGGAAUUUGCUGAGUUGAUAAGAACGCCCAAACUGGACGGGGUUCUGCUGUACGAACAACUGAAGCGAGAACAAAUCGACGGAACACUUUGCAUUACCGGUCAUCACCUGAUACUGAGCACACGCCGAGAGGGUGCUCGAGAAUUGUGGCUGCUUCAUCAGAAUGUGGACAUUGUCGAACGAAAGCCGUGUAUCAUCAAUAAUGUUCUGGAAGGUGGAACGAUCAUUCUCAAGUGUAAAGAUCUACGGAUAUUACAGCUUAAGAUUAGCUCACCGCAAGAGUACUUCAACAUAUCCAAUUCGAUUGAACAGCUAUCGAACUUAGAGGAAACGAAAAAGCUUUACCCGUUUUUCUACAUUCCGAUGUACAACGUGAUACAGGAUGGCCACACGGAGUACACGAUGGAAACGGAGUUUGCGAAACUACUGGCCACCGACGAGUGGCGCUUGACGACGGUCAACCAUGACUUUAAAGUUUGCCCGUCGUACGGUUCCCGGCUGUUGGUGCGAAAAUCGAUAACGGACGAACAAAUUAUUCAAUCAGCUGCCUUUCGCGACGGUGGUCGCUUCCCAGUAUUGGCCUACAAGCACAGCAACGGAGCCGUACUGUUCCGCUGCGCUCAGCCACUGGCCGGACCUGGUGUGAAACGCUGUCGUGCUGACGAGGCAAUUUUGAAUGCGGUGGUUGAACCGGGUGGCAAAAAAGGUUGCAUUUUCGACACGUGGGGAAAGAGUAAAAACACCAACACCGAAAUCGAGCCACACUAUCCGCAAUGGAGGAUAUUCAGCAGACCGCUGGGUCACUUGGCGUCCGUUUCGGCGCUGUUAGAUAGUUUUGUUAAAUUAAUGGAAGCCUGCAAUGACGUGGGCUCCAGCACGGAUCGGUGGCUUUCUCGGUUGGAAAGUUCCGGCUGGUUAAGUUACGUGCUGAACGCGAUGAACGUUUCCUGCGUGGUGGCACAGUGUCUGGCUCUGGAGGGGGUUCCGGUUGUGAUCCACGGUGGCAAGGGACUGGACACGCCGCUGAUCGUCACUUCGGUGGCGCAAAUUAUUCUAAAUCCCGACUGUCGGACAAUAAAAGGUUUGCAGGCCCUAAUCGAGCGCGAAUGGUUACAGGCCGGUUUCCCGUUCUCAACACGACACAAACACUCGUGCUAUACUCCGUCAACUCAGCGACACAAAACAUCCAGUGCGACAUUCGUUCUGUUUCUCGAUUGUGUCUUUCAGCUGUACAAUCAAUUUCCGUGCAGCUUCGAGUUCGAUUCGCGCUACCUCAUAAUGCUGUUCGAGCAUAGCUACUGCAGCCAGUAUGGCACAUUCUUGGGUGAUUCGGAACGGGAACGGGCCGAGCUGAGGGUGCGGGAACGAACGACCAGUCUGUGGAGUCACAUCAACCGGCCGGAGAUGAUCGAUACCAUGCUCAAUCCGAUGUAUGUGCCGAAUGGAACCGUUAUCUGGCCCUCGGUGGCCCCGCUCAGUAUUAUCCUGUGGUCGGAAAUGUACACACGGUGGGUGAUCGACCAAAGCCAACGGCAGGCCACCCGCGACCGGAUGCUUGCCAUCGUCAGUGACGAGAAGGAACUGGAGAAACGGGCGAAAAAGUUGCGCCGCGAACUGUCCGAACUACAGCGCGAGUAUCAACGGCUGAAGCUGGAGGAAGAAUCGCUGCAGGGCGGCGAAUCACCGGAGGAUGACAUCGUUGACAGUACAAAUUGUUGACCAAGCCAGACGAUCUUUACCGACCGAUCGACAACGGACGACGCAAGAACAAGGACGAAACUUUUACGGACUUUGAAGCACUUAUAAAUAGAUUAGUGCAAUUUCUAUUUAAUUGCAAUUUAUGGCAAAAAUUGAACACCGAAUGUAACUCGACGGCUACAACCUGAACAGUGAAUCGAGAGUCGAUCUAGAUUGCCUAGAAUAUAUUACAACGACUACAUUUUCUAUUAAAUUUGUUGCAAGAGUCAAGCUAAGAUGCUAAAGUGUACAAAACUUGACUAGGCUAGUAACAAUCUGACAAAAAAUAACCUGUUAAUUAAGGUUACAACGACUACAUUUUCUAUUAAAUUUGUUGCAAGAGUCAAGUUCAGAUGCAAACAUGCUCUAAAUAUGAUAUGUAUAUCUUGAACUAAAUAGUAAGUCUUGCCGGCUUGGACAUCUGAAAACAUUUGAUGUCACUUGACUGUGCUUCUGUUCUCUAGAUUUAGUUACAACUGCUAUAAUUUCUAUUAAAUUUGUUGCAAGAGUCAACUUCAGAUGCAAAAAAGCUGCGAACGUAACAAGCCGGCCGUCAAAAUCUUGUGCUAAUUACUGUUCAUAAACAGAAUAUAGGGGCGGUGCAUGUCCCCUUAUGUACGAAGCUUGAUUAUAACCUUGGAAAAGCUAAUCUAGUCUAGAGAUGGAUAUCCUGAACUAAAUAGUAAAUCUUGCCUUGUUAGUUGUCCUUGAACAUUUGAAGACAUUUAAGGUCACUUGUCUAAGCUUAUGUUCUCUUGAUUUAGUUGACAAGACGGCCGUCAAAAUCCAAAAUAUAUAAUCUUCUUAAGAUUGUUGCUCUCGAUUAUCUGACACAGGUUUUUUUUAACUAGUCAGUUCUCUAGAUUUAGUUACAACGAUUUCAUUUUCUAUUAAAUUUGUUGCAAGAGUCAAGCUCAGAUGCAAAAAAUGCAUCAAACGUGGAUGUUCUUGUGUUAAUUACUAUUCAUAAACAUAAUAUAGGGGCGUUGCAUGUCCUCUCACUUACGAAGCUUUAUUGUAGCCUUGGAAAAUCUAAGCUUUUCUAAAGAUGAAUAUCUUUAACGAAACAGUAAGUCUUACCUUAAUAGUUGUUCUCUAGAUUUAGUUACAACGACUACAUUUUCUAUUAAAUUUGUUGCAAGAGUCAAGCUCAGAUGCAACAAUGCAUCAAAUGUUACUAGGCUAUCACAACCUCAAAUGACGAAUCGUUCUGUGAUUAUUGUUCUUGUGUAUCUAACAACAAUUGCCUGUGUUUUUGUUCAAUAGAUUAAGUUACAACGACUACAUUUUCUAUUAAAUUUGUUGCAAGAGUCAAAUUGCACAAUGAUUGAUAAAGAAACACGAAAACAUAUGGAAACAUUUAUUGUAGUAUUAUUUUUAAGGAAUUUUAAGAGGAGAAAAUUGUGAUUUAAUAUAAUUUGUCAUCAACGCUAAAAGAACAUAACUGAAAACGACGUAGUAUAUUGUUUUUAGAAAAAUAUAUUCGGAAAAAAAAAGAAAUCAAGAUACAACAAUAGAAGCCUUCACUCCCACACCUCAUCGCGAGUCGGGUAAAGUAUAUAUCUUGCCCGGUCCAAGAAUAUCAAUUAGCAGCCUCAUCUCGUCUAGGGUGGCGGGCCCAGGCGUCCGCGAAUACGCCCAACGACGGCGAACCCAGGCCAUGAUUUCCAGUAGUAGUUCUCACAGACACUACACACAAGCCGGAACUCGCCGAGAGCGAUCCUCCCGGCAAGCACCCACCAGAAGUUGACGGUGUAGCAGGAAUGCCUGGAAAGAAAAAAAUAAACAAAUAAAUAAUUUAUGUGUUUUUUUUUUCUCAAUGAGAAAAAAAAGUCCUGCAAAAUACUCUAUUUGCACAAUAAAUGGCUCUAAUUCGUCUACUGACCCGUGGAAUUCCGGGAUACAUUGUAUUGCCUCUAGCAUUGGAAAUUGGUACCCACCGUUAUUUCUAGCCAUCCUGACUUCUUUAACCUUUUUACUGGAAGUUGCUAUAAUAAUUUUUUAGCUGUAAAUAAUUACGAUCUUGACCGUGGUUAUGGUCGACAUUCAUUAACGUAAAUAAACUUGACCUAGUCUCACAUUACUGGUCAUUGUAUAGUACAAAGCUUCAACUGCUACGAGCCCUGCGUGGUCGAAUUUCGUUUGCAUUGGCAUUUUUGUUUAUUAUUGAGCCAGCCUAACUCGGUGCUCUCAAAUUUGUCAUGCACACGGUGCGCAAACCAAACUGUCUUUGUUAUUUAUCAUUUUUCUAGAAGUCGUCGACCUAUAUUCGAUCGGCAGUAAUUACUUGUUUAGCAAUUAUCUAAAAAUAUUGAAAUAUUUCCUUCCUAUCUAAAAAUAUUGAAAUAUUCACUCUGAGACUGACUAACUAACCGACAGCCUCUAACUCUUCCCAACUAUGGGUUUUUAAACUCCUAACAUCUUCUUUCGGGUGAAGCCCGGUGAUUUUAGUACAAGCCGAGCUUGUGAUUCUAAGUAGAAAGUUCAUCCGACUUUCUCCUGAAGUUCUACCGAAAGCCGAGACCACUGUCACUAUGCCAGAGGCAGUGACCAGUGUCCGUGAAAAAAAAUUAGCUUUAGUUUUACAACAUUGCUCCACUGACUAAUGCCCGGAACUGUCUAUGGUUUUAUAACAAAGUUUCUUAAACAUCGUUGCGAUGACUAAUGCUCGAUAAUGUGCACGCUUCUAUAACAAAGUUUAUACAUGAAGGUUGCGGCUACGCUGAUAUGAGAGUUUCCUUCACAAUUUCCUACUUUUUCCUAUAAUACUAGCAAAUUCAAAGGAAAAUUUGCUAAGGGCGUUUGUCCAAUAAUUGAUGAUUUGCGAGUAGGUUGUGGAGGGAUCAGGGUCAUUUCACCGAAGGCCGUUUCGCCGAAACUCAUUUCGCCGAACGGGCCACUUCGCCGAAUGUCAUUUUGCCGAAAGCCAUUUCGCCGAAAAGGUAAUUUCGCCGCUUCCUGCAAUUGUCUUAAUAUUGUAAUUGGAAUUGAUUUAAGAUAAACACAAAUGAAUGAUAAUACGUUAACACCCGUUUUGUUGACCUACAAUUGUACUUCUUGAAUAAAGAUUGAUUCGUGAACCUCAGAACGGAGUUUCCAAGGAAACUUGUUGACUAUUAGCCACUAAGCAUCAAAGCAAGCGCUCCCGUUGUGGAGAGUAUUUUGAAUAAAUUGUUAUCCCUCGCGGAUUUCGUUUGAUGUGAAUUGUUUGCCCACGAUUCCUAUGGUGAAGUUUGAAAAUGAUAAUAUUUGGUUUCCCUUUAGACAUCUAUUGUCAGGACCGCAAUUGGGUUUUAGUUAAUCGUUUUUAGUGUUGGUGAUUUGAAGUUAUUUUUUUCAAUGAGUCUUCUUCAGUACUAGUUUCAGUUUUUGUUAUAUUUAUUUAUUUAUUGAUUUCUUUCGUCAAGCAAGUGUAGACUACAUAUGAAAAUGUACAAUGUUUCCUUAUACUACGCAUUAUUUCUACGAUAAAGUUGGGUUUUGAUUUGAUUUUUUGACAUAGUUAGGUCAAGAUGAUUACAAAAUGUAUUAUAGUGACGCAUUAUUCGAUUGACUGGACUAUUUUUUGCAUAAUUAGUUUUAUUGUGUUUUUCUAAAAAUAAUUUUCUUUUUCAUAAUUGGCGUCCAGGUACAUACAAAUUUAAUUGUGUUAGUAGUUUAGUGUUUGUAUAUUGAUGAGCAUACAGCGUGCUUCAUAUGAUGGUAGAGGAAAUGCUGUCCAGUUUAAUUCACGAAGUGCAUAUAAAAGACAUUGCUUCUGGAUCGAUUCAAUGCGUUCUUCGUGAGUAAUAUAAUAUCACUAAAAUCUCAAUUAGCGAAAGAAACAUUUAUUCAUUUUAUUUACAGGAUUUUUGGAAUUUCUUUCAGAUGUUUGUUUUCAGCAAUUUUAGGAAUCUUCAUCCGAUGGUUCUGAUAUUGGUCAAUUAGGGUAAAAAAGUGCUGAUGGUUCACAAACCAGCCCUCUUUUUACUGCUAUAAUCUGAGUUUGUUCAGUAUUUAUUGUAAAACUGUAACGUGAUUUGACGGAAUUCGAACUUUCAAAUUUAGAGUUUUGAAAUACACUGAGGUCUUGAACUUCGGAAAUCCGCGCAAAACAUAAUAAUUUUUCUUGAUGCCAAAUAUCUUAGACACGCAUGAAACGUCUAGAUCAGGUGUAAUCUAAAAAAAAUUUCGAAGUCAACUUUGGGACUUUCGAAAAAAAUUUGAGAUUUCUGAAUUCGAUUUUUUUAAAAUUUUCUUAGAAAUGCAUGAAUCGUCGAGAUCUGGUGUAAUCUCGAGUAUUAUUUUUUUGAAAAAAAUAAUCGAAAAUAUUAUGUGUCAAAGUUGACUCAAAAAAAUCCCAACGUUUCAUGCAUUUGGAAGACAAAACAAGAAAACUAGAUAACUUUGAAAAAUCGCGUAACUUCGGAAAUUCGCAUACAAAAAACUCUUAAAAUCCACAUAAAAAUACUAUCAUCGACAGUUUUCUUCUCAUUGUAUUUCCACUAGUCUCCGACUACGCUUUUUCCACGUUCGGUUAAAUGUCAUGCAAAUCUUUCCAAGAGUUUGUGUUCCAAUUCUUUAUGCUUAUGCUGUUCCAAUUUUGUUUGUAAGUGAAGUCUGCAUUUAUUGCUGUGAAGAUACCACCUCUGGAUUUUUUUUAUUGCAAAGUGAUACCAUACGAUUGAAAAAUCUUAACUUCUAAAGGCCCCUGAGCGGCGUGGAUUUCUCUAGAUUGAAUUAACUACAUUACACCUCGAGUGUUGGUUUCGAACUCUUUAUUUCACAAUUGUAUUUCUUAACGCUAGGCCCUGCUCGGGCGGUGGCUACGUGACCCUUUUUAGCGCGUCAGCAUAAAACGGUCGGUGGCAAUGAUCGCGCUUUAUGCUGCGUCGGAAUUUCGAUAUCAUUUAUUUAUUUUAACGAUUGAAGCGGGCCUGUAUCCACCACACGCCCUUUCUUAUUGAAUUAAAAAGUAGU
This is a messenger RNA of Malaya genurostris, 6928 nucleotides long. RefSeq names its product myotubularin-related protein 9. Lineage: Eukaryota; Metazoa; Arthropoda; Insecta; Diptera; Culicidae. Gene Ontology annotation, biological process: negative regulation of autophagy. The transcript is spliced from 5 exons. Bases 233 to 1951 code for a protein of 572 amino acids. The record is from RefSeq and is a predicted model, not a curated record.